Suillus fuscotomentosus is the source of this 1146-nucleotide messenger RNA. RefSeq lists its product as uncharacterized. The coding region runs from base 1 to 1146 and encodes 381 amino acids. Gene Ontology annotation, cellular component: nucleus; cytoplasm. Gene Ontology annotation, biological process: protein neddylation. Lineage: Eukaryota; Fungi; Basidiomycota; Agaricomycetes; Boletales; Suillaceae. The record is from RefSeq and is a predicted model, not a curated record. Gene Ontology annotation, molecular function: NEDD8 activating enzyme activity. The transcript is spliced from 9 exons.
AUGUCUACCUUGUUUCAUUCUGCCAAAACCUGUAACUACGUGGUACUACAUUGUGUGAAGGACUUCUUGUGGAACAAGUGCAAAAUUCUUGUCAUUGGCGCAGGUGGUUUAGGAUGCGAGAUACUCGCCAAUCUUGCUCUGACUGGGUUCAAGGACAUCCAUCUCAUCGACAUGGACACGAUGAUCAUGAUCGACAUCAGCAAUCUUAAUCGUCAAUUUUUAUUCAGACCUGCAGACGUUGGAAGACCGAAGGCCAUAGUUGCUGCAGAGCAUGUGAUGAAACGGGUGCCGGGAGUCAAGGUCACUUCGUACUACGGCAAGAUACAAGACAAGGGCGACGAUUAUUAUUUGCAAUCUAAUCUCGUCAUCUGUGGUCUAGAUUUUGUGGAAGCGUACGGUGAUACCGAAGGUUUCAAGGGGCAAGCUCGAGUCAUUCUUCCGACUAGAUCAUCAUGCUUUGAGUGUUCCCUUGAUAUUCUCAACAAGCCAACCACAUUUCCUAUCUGCACCAUCGCGAAUACGCCUCGUCUCCCUGAACACCGUAUAGAAUGGGCCUCUGUGCUUGAAUGGCCUCACACGCGCGGAGGUCAGUCUCGCUGGACGUCCCAUUGUUCUAAGAGAAACUCGAUACUGAUGAUCCUGAGCACAUCGGAUGGUUGUAUUCGAUUGCAACAGCAAUUCAAGAUUGAAGGCGUGACUGGGUCACUUACGCAGGGUGUUUUCAAGAAUGUCAUCCCUGCAAUCGCAUCAAAUAAUGCCAUUAUUGCCGCUUCAUCUUGCAAUGAGGCUUUCAAGAUUGCAACAAGUUCAGCGGCUUAUCUGAACAACUACUUCAUGCUCAUUGGGACUGAAGGAACAUAUUCGUACACCUUUGAGCAUGAAAAGCGCGAUCAUUGCCCUGUUUGCGGAGGUGAAGCCCUGGAGAUGUCCAUCAUGAUAAGUCGUGAUUGGACUGUCGAGCAACUCAUUGAACUUUUGACUGAGAAGCAGAACAUUCAGAUUAAGAAAGCGUCUCUCGCAACACCAGAAAAGCCAAUUUAUUUCCAUCAGCCACCUCAGCUGGAAGAAGCUACACGCCCGAACUUGGAGAAGAGAUUGCGUUCGGUCGUCCACGUCGCAAAAUCACGGUGCGCCAGUCCGAUCUAG